AUGCCCGCACCACCUCCCCCUCCGCCCAUGCCGCCCAUGGGUCGAGGUGCUGGAGGGCCACCACCACCGCCUCCUAUGCCUGGAAUGAAAGCUCCAGGUGGGAAACCGCCUUCGGGAGCAGGAAGAGGCGCUCUCCUCGGUGACAUUACCAAAGGCGCGAAGCUGAAGAAAGUGGGAGUAAUCAACGACCGAUCCGCCCCUAUCGUAGGCAAGGUCUCAGACGGACCCAGUGUACCAGCCAUUGGAGGAGCCCCUCCCGUACCGGGCAUGGGAAGACCACCGGCGCCUCCAGGAGGACUUGCGCCGCCUGUGCCAGGAGGCGGAAACCGAGGUCGAAGCAACAGCGACACAGGAGGCGGAGAUGCUUCGGCUGCGCCGCCACCGCUGGCUGGCCUCUUUGCAGGCGGCAUGCCAAAGCUGAGAAAGUCGGGUGGUGUCAAGACGGGUGCAGACCAGGGCAGUGCGCCAUACCUCUCAGAUCCAGAGACAUCACAGAGUUCGGUGCCGAAACCACCACAAGCAGCUGCGCCGAGACCUCCAGGAGCUCCGCCUGCACCACCGGUACCUGGAGGUCGCCCAGCUUUGAACGCCUUCGGGGGACUCAAAGACUCGAGACCGUCGUCUAUAGCCUCGAUGAAGCCAAAGCCUCCGCCACCAAUCGGCAAGAAACCACCCAUGCCACCGCCAUCCUCUCGAAAGCCGUCAGGUCUUGCUCCUGCACCGCCGGCCACCCCUUCACGAGCUCCGCCUGUUCCAGGAGGCGCUCCACCUGCACCACCGCCCCCACCCCCGGCAUCGACGCCAUCCGCACCACCACCUCCUCCACCUCCAGGCCCAGCCCCAUCACCGCGAGCGCCUUCAGCACCAGCAGCACCUCCUCCACCACCUUCGCCAGCACCACGAGCACCUUCAAGAUCAACACCUCCACCUCCACCAACUUCUGCACCGCCUUCACAUAACCCGUCUGAAGAAGACGAAGAUUACGACCCGUACCGUUACGAUGGUCGCGCGCCGUCAGCACCAGCUCCUCCACCACCAAAAGCGCCGACGAAUGGCCACGCACCAUCCUUGGCAGAGCAAGCAGCUCGCAAUGCGUUUGGCCGUGGUGCACCUGCCGCCCCUCCACCGCCCCCUCCACCAGGGUCGGCACCUUCGACACCAUCUGUCCAUCACCCAAGCUCGCCCGCUCCCCCUCCUCCUCCAAGCGCAGCGCCGAGCCGGCAAGCGAGUCAGACACCGCUUCGAUCAAUGAUGGACUCGUCUUCAUAUACACUGUCAAAUGGGGCAGGCAUGAAGAGCCCUACUACUCCAGGUAUGGGUGGGAGUAUGGGUGGUAAGAGUAAAUUUAUUCCUAUUCAUGACUUGCGAUGGAGGUUCCAGGACGAAGCACAGUUCCCAAAGCCAAGAGAGUUCUCGAAUGGGCCGAAGAAAUACAGGGCCGGGAGGGGAAGCAGUGUGCCACUGGACUUGAGCAACUAUGACUGA
Molecule: messenger RNA, 1485 nt
Organism: Plenodomus lingam JN3
Lineage: Eukaryota; Fungi; Ascomycota; Dothideomycetes; Pleosporales; Leptosphaeriaceae
Molecular function (GO): actin binding
Source: RefSeq, a predicted model, not a curated record